UAAUGAAAAUUGAGUGACCGUUUAUAAAUGAGGCCACGUAGAGGAAGAGCCUCAUACAAACGCAACCUCAUCAACAAAACAACCUCCACCACCAAAACCCCUCCACCUCCACAACUGUCAUCGGACUCCGCCGUGCACGGCGUUUCAGCGGUGGUUCAUGGCGGGGCAGUCGAGAAAGUGGAUGAUACUGGUGGCCACUAUAUGGAUCCAGGCCUUUACGGGGACCAACUUCGACUUCUCGGCGUACUCGUCGGAGUUGAAGAAGGUGUUGGGGAUAUCUCAGGUUCAGCUUAACUACCUUGCAGUAGCUUCUGAUCUCGGCAAGGCGUUCGGGUGGUCUUCGGGACUCGCUUCUCUCUGUUUACCCUUGUGGGUUGUCAUGUUCAUUGCUGCUUUCAUGGGUCUCUUUGGUUAUGGAGUUCAGUGGCUUGUCAUAAGGAAUAUCAUUGUCUUGCCUUAUUUUGUGGUUUUCCUCGUAUGUUUACUAGCUGGCUGCAGCAUAUGUUGGUUCAACACCGUCUGCUUUGUUCUAUGCAACCGAAACUUCCCCGCCAACCGCCCCCUCGCAAUCUCCCUCACCGUUAGCUUCAAUGGCGUAAGCGCCGCCUUAUACACCCUCGCUGCCAAAGCCAUCGAUCCCUCCUCCAACGCCCUCUACCUUCUCCUCAACGCUGCCAUCCCCCUCAUCACCUCCCUCGUGUCCCUCGUCCCCAUUCUCUGCCAACCCCCUCUCACCCCCCUCCCUCCUGAUGCUAUUCAUCGCGACUCCCUCAUUUUCCUCCUCCUCAAUGUCUUCGCAGUCAUCACCGGCCUCUACCUCCUUUUCAUCAUGCCAACCGACUCCUCAACCUCCCGCCUUCUCUUUGGCGGAGCCAUUUCCCUCCUCAUCCUCCCCCUAGGCAUCCCUGGCAUUGUCUACGCGCGUGAUUGGUUUCAUCGUGCAAUCCACUCUAGCUUUCGCCUUGAUGGCUCGGGCUUCAUUUUGGUAGAUGCCGAUGAGCUUGAGCUUCAUAAAGAGCUCAUAACCCGGGAGACGAUUGGAGAUGAGGAUGGGCCACCUUACGCGGUUACAGGACAAAACACGGGGGUAAGCGAAGGGUGUUGUGCGAAGAUGAUGGAGAGGGAUCGGCUGCUGAUGCUUGGGGAAGAGCAUAAGGCACGGAUGCUUGUUAGUCGAUUGGAUUUUUGGCUAUACUAUGUUGCAUACUUUUGUGGAGGGACAAUUGGGCUUGUUUAUAGUAACAAUCUUGGCCAGAUAGCUCAGUCACUUGGACAAGGUUCAGAGACACCAACUUUAAUCACUCUCUAUUCUUCUUUCUCCUUCUUCGGCCGAUUGCUUUCCGCUGCACCGGACUUCAUGCGUGUGAAGGUCUAUUUUGCGAGGACUGGUUGGCUAGCCAUCGGACUAGUCCCAACCCCAAUCGCCUUCUUCUUGCUCGCUGCAUCAAGCAAUACCAUAGCACUACAAACAGGCACCAUGCUAAUUGGCCUUAGCUCGGGCUUCAUAUUUGCUGCAGCAGUUUCAAUAACAUCCGAGUUGUUUGGUCCCAACAAUGUUGGCGUCAACCACAACAUCCUCAUAACCAACAUACCCGUUGGAUCGCUCGUAUAUGGACUACUUGCAGCCCUUGUUUACGAUUCCAACGCGAGGCCAAGCAUUGGGAGCGUGGUAUCUGACUCUGUCGUGUGCAUGGGGCGAAAAUGCUAUUUCUUAACGUUCGUGUGGUGGGGAUGCAUUUCUGUUAUUGGGCUUGCUUCGAGUGUGCUUUUGUUUUUGAGAACUAGGCCUGCUUAUGACCGGUUUAAGAAGAAUUGGAGAUCAACACUACUGUAUUGAUGGAAUGUCAGUAAAAAGAGAAGAAACAAGAAAUUUGAUAGGGUUCAAGUAAACAUUGAAGAGAAGAGUAUAAAUUGUAUAGAAAUUUUAAUGUUUACUUGUAUCAUCUGAUAUUAGAUGUAGGAACUGAGAGUGAGUGAGUGAGAGAGUUUUCUUUGUAGCAUAAUUUUAUAAGUGACAUUUAGGGUUGAUUUGGCUUGUUUAAAAAAAGUCAAAAAAUUAAAAAGUCACUAUCCUAUUUAAGUCA
Camellia sinensis is the source of this 2084-nucleotide messenger RNA. Its product is annotated as protein NUCLEAR FUSION DEFECTIVE 4. Lineage: Eukaryota; Viridiplantae; Streptophyta; Magnoliopsida; Ericales; Theaceae. The record is from RefSeq and is a predicted model, not a curated record. Gene Ontology annotation, cellular component: membrane.